This is a messenger RNA of Zingiber officinale, 3687 nucleotides long. RefSeq names its product pumilio homolog 5-like. The transcript is spliced from 10 exons. Gene Ontology annotation, cellular component: cytoplasm. The coding region runs from base 177 to 3311 and encodes 1044 amino acids. Gene Ontology annotation, biological process: post-transcriptional regulation of gene expression. Lineage: Eukaryota; Viridiplantae; Streptophyta; Magnoliopsida; Zingiberales; Zingiberaceae. The record is from RefSeq and is a predicted model, not a curated record. Gene Ontology annotation, molecular function: mRNA binding.
UUUAAGGGGUUUUAGAAGCGGACGCCUCGGGGGAAGAGCAAGAGCGACGGAGAGAGUGGUGGCCGGGUAAAGUCUGUUAUUCGUCUCCUUUAGUUGGGGUUCGACCGAUCUCCGAGGAAUUGCAGCUACUGCUGGUUUCGGUCGCGGGACAACGUGUGGGAGAAGAUUCCAAAUAAAUGGCCACGGAGAGUCCAUUGAGAUUUGUUGGGAAUAGUGGAGCUGGAAGUUGGCUCCUGUGUAAGGAUACACCAGGAAUUGCUUCAACUAGUACUUUAUCAGAAGAGUUGGGAUUACUUUUGAAAGGGCAGAAAUACAAUGGAACAAAAAGUAACACUGGCCUCAGCCGAAGUGGAAGUGCACCUCCUAGCAUGGAAGGUUCUAGUGUAACAUUCGAUAUCUUGCAAACUCUGACUGAUCGCUUUGACGUCAACUUGGAUAGUCUUCAAAAUUGCAAAUCUGAAGAAGAACUCCGAGCUCAUCCAGGUUACUUAGCAUAUUACUGCAAAAAUGUGAAUUUAAAUCCAAGGCUUCCGUCACCUCUUAUAUCUCGGGAGAAUCGACACUUGAUGCAACAAAUUGGUUCCAUUGGGAAUAAUGAAAAACUUAUUUCCUUCAAUGACAACAGCAAUUCAAUUUUCUCUGUCUCACAACAUGCCCUUUCUACUCAUAAUGAGGAACCUGAGGAUGAUAGAUCACCUAGAAUGUCUCCAUUGCAAAGAAGGCACAUGAACCCUAUAGAUUUGGUAGAGGAAGACUUGUUCGAAACUCAAUGUCCUGUAUACAAUAAUCAUUCCCAACAUCCUAACCAUUCUAAAACAGAGCGAGCAGUUAGUCAAGAUUCCCUCUCACACCCUCUGCAUAAUUCUUCCACUGACUUGGCUAACCCAGAGAAGAUAAUACCUAGAAUUGGUACUGAUGGUUGUACUUACUUAGACUUACAAUCAGGUGGGUUAUUGUUGAAUGAUGAUCUGGGGACCAUGCCUGGUCACUUAGCUUCAAUUGAGAAGUCAGUGAAUUUGCAAUCAAGUCAAUAUGAAUCAAGCAAUCGAAGCACCACAUUGGGGGAUGGUGUUUCAACUACCGGUGGAAUUUGUUCAGAUCCUGGUGACAUUGAAAAUGAAGUUAGGAAGUUAAAAUUAUCUGCUCAUAACCUCAAAAAUCAUCAAUUAUGCCAAAACCCUCAGCAAGUUGGCAUGCCAUCACGUGGCUCUUCUUCUCAUUCUCUAGGUAAUGAGUCUCAAAUUAUUGCUGAAGGAAUUUCUCAUUCUCAGGGUAUGGGCUUUAGCUUAUCUCAUGGUCAUCCUGGUCAACCGAAGUUAACCUCAGCUGAUAUGCAAUCAUCAUUGCAAUCUGCUAGUUUUGCCCCAUCAUUAUAUAUUACAGGAUCUGGAUUUGGAACUCCAUACUAUCACAAUUUUCAAUUUCCAGGUUUACCUCCUCAAUUCAGCAUCAAUGGAUGCACAUUGAAUCCCUCAGUAGUGCCUCAACUUAUUAAUGUGUAUCCCCAUCCCCAUAGUUCAAUUCCAGUGCCUUUUGAUAAUCCAGUGGGAUCAAACUUCACCGCUAGAGCUUCUGAGAGUCCCAGUGGGGGAGGUAUUGUUUCUGGAGUUGAUAUGCACUACAAGAACUAUGAACAGCUAACUGUUCAGCCUCACUUUCCUGAUCCCUUGUACGUACCUUUUUGUCAGCAUCCCUCUGUGGAUGCAUUUCAAACCCCAGGUCAAUAUGAUCCAAUGAUCUGUACGGUUGGUGCUAUUGGAAUCAUACCAGGUAAUUGUGAUGCACAAAAGAUUUCAGGUUAUCCUCCCCAUUUAAUUGAUCAUAGGCCUCAAAUUCCAAGAAUUUCUGCAAGCACUCCUGAUUCUACUAAAGGAAUUCCUUUUAGUCCCAGCUACUAUGGAAGCCCUGCUAGCAUUGAUGUCAUGCAAUUGCCAAGCUCUCCACUUGCCUCUCAUGUUUUUAUUGGGUCUCAAUUGCCAAGCUCUCCACUUGCCAGUCCUGUUUUUAUUGGGUCACCAGUAGCAGGUGCAGGUUUUUCAGGAAGGAAAAAUGAAAACAUUAAAUUUCCAUUUGGUUCUGAAAAAAACACAACUGCUUCUGGAUGGAAAAGCCAAAGAGGAUGUGAGAAGGUUGAUGAUCCAUUGCAUUCUUUCUUGGAAGAGCUGAAGUCUAAUAAAGCACGAAGAUAUGAAUUGUCUGAUAUUUCUGGGCGUAUUGUUGAAUUUAGUUCUGAUCAACAUGGGAGUAGAUUUAUACAACAAAAAUUGGAGAAUUGCAGCAUACAAGAUAAGGCAUCUGUUUUCAAGGAAAUCCUUCCACAUGCUUCUUCAUUAAUGACUGAUGUGUUUGGAAACUAUGUCAUUCAAAAGGUAUAUGCUGGAGUGUUGCAUAAUUUGCAUCUAUUAGUUUCUGACCAUAAAUUUGUAAUAAUCCUUCCACGUGCUUCUUCAUUAAUGACUGAUGUGUUUGGAAACUAUGUCAUUCAAAAGUUUUUUGAGCAUGGAACUCCUGAACAGAGGAAUGAACUUGCUUAUAAGCUUGUUUGCAAUGUGUUGCCUUUGAGCCUUCAGAUGUACGGCUGUCGUGUAAUUCAAAAGGCUCUUGAGGUUAUUGAGCUUGAUCUGAAAACACAGCUUGUGCAAGAACUUGAUGGACAUGUCAUGAAAUGUGUCAGAGAUCAGAAUGGGAAUCAUGUUAUUCAAAAAUGCAUUGAGUGCGUACCUACUGAAAAAAUCACUUUCAUAAUAUCUGCAUUUCAUGGUCAAGUUGCAACACUAUCAACCCAUCCAUAUGGUUGUCGAGUGAUUCAGAGAGUUUUAGAACAUUGUACAGAUGAGUCCCAAAGUCGGUGCAUUGUGGACGAGAUUCUGCAAUCUGUGUGCCAGCUUGCUCAAGAUCAGUAUGGCAACUAUGUCACUCAGCAUGUAUUAGAGAAAGGAAAGCCACAUGAAAGAAGCCAAAUCAUCAGCAAGCUAUCUGGGAAAAUUCUGCAGAUGUGCCAGCACAAAUUUGCUUCAAAUGUUGUUGAGAAGUGUAUCAAAUAUGGUAAUGCUGAAGAACGAGAUCACUUGAUCAAGGAAAUAAUUGGAGAAACUGAAGACAGUGAUAAUUUAUUGGUAAUGAUGAAGGAUCAAUUUGGAAAUUAUGUGAUUCAAAAGAUUCUUGAUUCAUGCACUGAUAAACAACGCGAGAUCUUGGUCAACCGCAUAAAGGUUCAUUUGCAGUCCUUAAAGAAAUACACUUACGGAAAGCAUAUUGUUGCCCGGGUUGAACAACUAUGUGCAGAUGCUCCUGAAUCACCUGAAUCAUGAAAUAUGAAGCUAUGUCGCAUUGUCGAGGGCCUCACUUGGAUAAGCUCCACAACCUUCAACAAUGCCGAUGCAUGUCCUGGAAUUCUCCCUGAUUAUUUCAUUGGGAGCCACAAUGAACCACCUAAAUUUGUGAUUUGUGCAGGCCAUGCUCAUCUUGAUAAUUUGAUACCUUAGGUAUCUAUUGAAUGUAUCAAAUGACCUCAAUCUGGUGUGUUAAAAAAUUGUUAAUGGUUGAAAAGUUCAUGAAUGCCUGUCGGUUUUAUGACAGUUGAUCAGGUUAACCAUGGUGGAAUAAGCUUGUGAUUGUAGUGGAGUUUGAUGAAUAACUUCCGAAAAUUAAUAUCUCUGCUUGCAAUCUAAGUGAUACUUGGAUAAA